AUGUUCUGCUGGUGGACCCAGGUAUCCGUCCAUUCUCAAAGCGAGCAUAUUUCUUUUGUUUCUGCGGGAAACGCUGACUCCAAUACCAACUCUGCUUCAGGAGACAGUUGCAGAAUGGCAGCCUGGAUCGCGUUUCUUUGUUCAAGAUACUUGGGAAAGACACGAACCUCGACCCAGAGGCCUUCGUCCUAA
This is a messenger RNA of Bipolaris zeicola 26-R-13, 192 nucleotides long. RefSeq lists its product as uncharacterized. NCBI's taxonomy places the organism in Eukaryota, Fungi, Ascomycota, Dothideomycetes, Pleosporales, Pleosporaceae. The record is from RefSeq and is a predicted model, not a curated record. The transcript has a single exon. The coding region runs from base 1 to 192 and encodes 63 amino acids.